AUGAAAGGUAUUUCUAAGGUUCUCUCAGCCUCUAUUGUCCUAAUGAAGUUGAAGGGUGUCUAUUCUACAACUGUGCUGUGUGGAGAUUCAACACAAGGACUGCAGGGCACAACCCAACCGUCAUAUGUGCUGGUUCCUAGUGCACCAGAGACAAUAGCCAACUGUGGAUACAGUCCACAGAACAUGUAUGUCCCUUCUACUCCUACUACCAUGCCUUCCACAGUGCCAGGCACAACUGGUGAGAGCGAGACACCUACUUCUCCAACAUCAUCUCCUACAGAGGAUGUGGGAACAUGCAAGAUUGCUGUUGUAAAGCAUUGUGAUGCACCAGGAACAUCAUCAACACCUUGCGAACCGGAACAGACUUUGGCCCCCUCUCAGCCAGUAGCAGCUACAAUUGCCACACCACUGGUUGUUGCUUCUGUGCAGACGCCGCAAGCAGCUGUUACCAUCCUUACUCCAAAGGCCGUCUCUGCCCAGCCGGCAACCAUCAUUUCUCCAUUCAACCAGGCACCAGGCUACUACAAUAGUGCAAUUCCCGGGCAAAUACUUACAGGUAAUGUUCUCUCUCCAAGUGCCUCUUCUUGCCAAGUGGUGCCCGGAACAACAGGAAGCUCCACCCCCCAGCAGCUACCAGGCGCUGUUUCAUCUGGAACCAUUCCUUGCCAAAUAGUACAGGGAACUCAAAGUAGCGGAAACACCCCUGGACAGCAAUUCUUGCCGGGAAUCGUUCCUGUUGGAAGCCUCCAGCCGGAUCAAGCUACUUCUGGAACCCCUACCCCUUCUGUUAGCCAAAGCCAAUCUGGACAGCAAUGCUGCUGCACUCCUCCAAUCACAAACCCUGUAAUGCCAACUCCUAUGGGUAUCAGCAGUAAUGGGUAUCCCAGCUCAACUGCGUACGCCCCAACCCUUGGACAAUUGGGACCUUGCAUCGACACACAGAAGUCAACAUCAUCCUGCGAACCAAAAGAAAAGCCUGUAGCACAGUAUGGAAUGGAAGCAUGCGCUGCACCAACUCCAACUGCUGUUCUAGGAAAUGCUGAGUAUCUCCUUAGCCCGGGGAUGUAUAAUUCACUCAACUCUCCAUGCAACGCUUGCUGCCAACAACAAUGCUAG
Molecule: messenger RNA, 1116 nt
Organism: Encephalitozoon intestinalis ATCC 50506
Lineage: Eukaryota; Fungi; Microsporidia; Unikaryonidae
Product: polar tube protein Ptp1
Exons: 1
Coding region: 1-1116 (371 amino acids)
Source: RefSeq, a predicted model, not a curated record